Molecule: messenger RNA, 1070 nt
Organism: Dioscorea cayenensis subsp. rotundata (Guinea yam)
Lineage: Eukaryota; Viridiplantae; Streptophyta; Magnoliopsida; Dioscoreales; Dioscoreaceae
Exons: 5
Coding region: 63-899 (278 amino acids)
Biological process (GO): male meiotic nuclear division; female meiotic nuclear division
Source: RefSeq, a predicted model, not a curated record
UCUCCAUGGUCUUGGACCAGGGAAGCAUAUGGAAGUGAGUGAGUUAGUGAGUGAAAGAGAGAAUGAUGGCUAUGGAGGAGAAGAACCAUUUCCUAUUCAGCCACCAACCCUGCCUUGAUUGGGAUCUACACAACUUUGAACUUGAAGAUCUUCAUGUUCACAUGCCUUUGGUCAUGGAGUCUCCUUUGUCAUCAUUGUCUUCUGAGGCUUCAACAGGAUACCUUCAAGAUGCAGUGACUGAGUGGAGUGAUAGGUGCAAGAGGAGAAAAACCACUACUGCUACCUCUACUGCUGUCUUUUGUCCUAAGGACUUUGAGUUUGAGUUGCCAUCUCAUGGCUUUGAUGAUCACCUUCAAGGGUUUUGGGAUUCUUCAACAUGCCAUAAAGAAGAUGAUCCCUUGAAUUUUCUACUCCAAGACAAUAACAGCUACAACAACCACCACAAAGUAGCACUGGACCCUCUCAAAGAAGAAGAAGAAAAAAAAGAUAAUGGUGUUGUGGCUCAUCAUCCCACCAAAAACCAACAUGAAGAAAAAGAGCAACCCAAACCAUCCCAUCAAUUCACUACACUGAAACAACUUGCUCUCAAAGAGAGCAAUAUUGAGAGUAGUAGUACAAUGAAAGCAUCAAAAAAGGAGAAGAAGCAGGCAAUGGGAGUAGUGUAUCCCUUUGCAGUGGUGAAGCCAGGUGGGUUGGAAGAGGAGGUGACAUUGGAGGACAUCAAUGAGAGGUUGUUGAUGAGGCCAAGCCGGCCGGUGCGCCACCCGGUCGGAGAGUUUGCAUGCUUGCCUUGUGUCUCCGGUGAUGGACCCGGGCUCUCCGGCAAGGCUGUGGUUGGUCUCACAAGGAUUCAUACUCAAGGGAGAGGAACUAUCACCAUUAUAAGAACAAGAGGUUGAUCAUGAGUUUUCUUUCUUUUUCCUCUUUUUUACUUUUUUUUUAGUGGUUUAAUAAGCGUUUUAAUGCAUGUAUAGAUGAUGAAGGAACUCUCUUUUCUAGAUAGCUUUAUGUAAUGUCUACUAAGUAGAUGGUUAAUUAGUUAUUAUUAAUAAUUCAGAGAAUGGGAUGAA